Molecule: messenger RNA, 8369 nt
Organism: Hemiscyllium ocellatum (epaulette shark)
Lineage: Eukaryota; Metazoa; Chordata; Chondrichthyes; Orectolobiformes; Hemiscylliidae
Product: pecanex-like protein 3
Exons: 35
Coding region: 205-6816 (2203 amino acids)
Cellular component (GO): membrane
Source: RefSeq, a predicted model, not a curated record
GGGUGGGCUUUGGGAAGAUGGGUACCUGGAGUCAGUGAGGCCGCGGUGGCGGCGGCCGAGCGGUGUCUGAGCCGCUCCCCCCCGCCCACCCCCCCUCUCCCCGCCCGCUCGCCCCCCUCUCCCGGACGGGGGCGCAGGGUGGGGUAAAGGAAGAGGCCCGGGCCCAGGCCCCGGCCCCGGCCCCGGCCCAGGCCCAGGCCCAGGAUGGGCUCCCAGGUGCUGCAGAUCCUCCGCCAGGGAGUGUGGGCCUCGCUGACCGGCGGCUGGUACUUCGACCCGCACCAGAGCAAGUUCUCCAACUGCUUCCACCUCUACGUCUGGCUUUUCCUGCUCUGCUUCCCCUUCCUGCUCUACAUGGCUCUGCCACCCAGCACCUCGGUUGCCGGGAUCUACUGUGCCAUCGUCGCCCUCUUCUUUACCGUGGUCAAGUCCGUCAACUACCGCCUGCACGCCAUGUUCGAUGAGGGGGAGAUCGUGGAGAAGAGGAACCCGCAGCUUGAAGUGGACGGUGCCAAGCUUGAAGAGUGCGAGCCAGGAGGUGGCGCAGACAGCACCCUCCGGGACCCAGGGGGAGGAGUGGAGAUGACCGUCUUUCGGAAGAAUAACACCACGCCGCCCGUGAGAUGCAGCUCGCAGCAUUCCGUCUUCGGCUUCAACCAAGUGUCGGAAUUGUUGCCUCACCUGGAAGACAGUGGAACCUCUAAAGGGAUCAGAGACCUGGUCCGUGAACAAGGCAAUAAAAAUGUAAUUGUCACAUCAGCUGACAGAGAGUUACUGAAACUGAACAUGCUAGAUACAGCAGAUUCACCGGCGCUGCAUGCCACCAGUGAGGGCCCUCUGCCCCUAGAGACGACCCAGCAGCUGGACACACAGCCUUCGGUGAAGAGACUACCCUCGCUGCCCGUCCAGCAGGUGCUCCCCUCCAGCCGGGGCCUAGCAACGGCCACAUCCACGUCGCCCUGCGUCACGGUGGUGCCCGACCUGCGAGUGCACCCCUUGCACCUCGGCCUGUUGGAGCAGCUGGGCGCCUGGCACCCUGGGGAGUCCGAGAGCCUGUGUAACGCCCUGCUGGGCCCUUUGCUGCGCGACCGCCCGGUGGGAGACCAGGCCGGGACGGAGGAAGGGGGCAGCGGCAGCGGGCAGGAGGGAGCCAGGGAGCUGCCCCCGCCACCAGAGGAGGAGGAGGUGGGGGAGGGGAUGCUCCAGGCGAUGGGCGCCAAGGCGGCCGGCUCCACCGACAGCUGCUUCAGCGGCACCGACCGGGAGACGCAGAGCACCGUCAGCAGCUACAGGAGCGAGAAGACCAGCUCCACCCGCCUGGAGAGCCCGUCGCUCACACCGCAGCCGGACCCAGAACCCCCACCGGGGGUCAAGCCAGGCAGCGACACGGACAAUCUCUCGGACAGCGAGGCUGUCACCACCCCGGAUGCCGGCGCCUCGGCCGAGGGGGCCCUGCGGUUUGCCUUCGCUGGCAGCGAGCGCCUUGCUGGGGCGGGGGAUGACCCCUUGAGCUCUUGGCUGAGCGACAAGCUGAGUGCCCCCCAGGCCGUAGGCCUGGCCGAGCCUUCCCAGCAUGCCCCGCUGCAGGCAGAGAGGGCAGUCCGGCCCAAGGAGCUGAGCCUGCUGGGCCGGGGGCCAGGCCGACGCUCCGGCAGGAGGAAGGGUGCCAGGAGGCACGGCGGCAGCACCGGCAGCUUUGAUUACCGGCGGGACUACGCGCCGGUCAGGACGGCGCUGGGCGCCAAGGCCUACAGCCAGGGCUUCUUCGAGGACGAGGACUCGAGCGACCAGAGUGACCUGAGCCAUGCCUCCAGCCUGCGCUCGCAGCCCAACUACAGCAGCUCCUCCAGCUCAUCCAGUGUCACCUCGCAGUCCUGCUCCUCCCCUGAUGCCCAGAGGCCUCAGGGGACCAGGCGGCGCAACGCAGCCCGCUCCGACUCGGAGCCGGGUCCUGCUUCCACCAUCGCCCUGGCACCUCCUCCCCCCUGCGAACCGCCUGCCAGCGUCAAGACCCACGCCCGGAUGCUGAGCGUGGGCGGCACCGGGCAGCUGGAGCCCGGCCCAGGCAGCACCCGCACCCUGACUGCCUCCAAGUCUGACCUGGAGGCCCGGGACAGCGAGCCGCGCUGGCGGGAGCGGUUCUCCCGGAGGCUGGAGUCCAUCGGCAGCGCCUGGAGCCAGUCGGAGGGGGCAGUCGGCGGAGCACCAGCUCUGGAAGAGCCUGGGAGACGGGAACUUACCAGCAGUGUGAAGAGGACACAGGCAAUGAGACGAAGACACAACGCAGGCAGUAAUCCAACACCGCCUCCCUCCAUCAUGGGCUCACCGCCAAGCCUGCAGGACAUCCAGAGGAACCGGACAGCAUCACAGUCACGGACACACGCGCUCCCUGCUGCCCUGCACUUUGCCAGCUCGCUGCUGCUCUCUCGGGGCCCUGUGCACGAGGCUUCCAACUUUGACGACACCUCAGACGGAGCAGUUCACUACUUCUAUGACGAAGCCGGCGUCCGCAGGUCCUACACCUUUGGCCCGACGGGUGGUGGCUACGAGAAUCCAGUGGGCCAGCAAGUGAGCCUGGAGCAUAUCUCCAACAACGCAUGGGAUCAUCAGUCCCACUCUUCCAGCUUCACCUCUGCCGACGCUCCAGAGGGAAUGCCAGCGCUGUCGCUCCUCCAGCCCCGGCCUGUGGUACUCCAGGGAAUGCAGGUCCGUAAUGUGCCCUUGGAGAUUCCUGAGUUGGAUUUUCUGGAUCAGGAAUCUCUCCACGAAUCCCAGGAAAACACGCUCAUGAUUGAAGAGAAGAGCAGGAACAAGCAGUACUACAAAUUCUGGCUGCUGCCCUGGAAGUGGAUGCGAAUCCGUUACGACAGACUGGCACUGCAGGCUUUGUUGGACAGAAACCGUCAGGCCCAUGAGAACGUGGUCGCUGUCAGCCUGGCUGCCUUAGUGGCUUUCCUGGGCUUCAUGCUUCUCCUCGAGGGCUUCUUCAGGGACAUCUGGGUGUUCCAGUUCUGCCUGGUCAUUGCCAGCUGCCAGUACUCCCUGCUGAAGAGUGUUCAGCCUGAUGCAGCCUCUCCGAUGCAUGGUCACAACUGGAUCAUCGCAUACAGCCGGCCAGUCUACUUCUGCAUGUGCUGCGCCAUGAUCUGGCUCUUUGACUUUGGCAGCCAGAGCAGCCACCUCCAGCCCAUCAGCCUGUACGGGAUCACUCUCUUCUCUGCUCAGUCCUUUGCCUGUGCUCGGGACGUGGUGAUCGUUUUCACGCUGUGUUUUCCGGCCAUUUUCCUCCUUGGCCUCCUGCCUCAAGUGAACACUUUCUUCAUGUACUUGUUAGAACAGCUGGACAUGCAUGCCUUUGGAGGCACUGCUACGACCAGCCCCAUGUCUGCUUUCUACAGCUUUGUCCGCAGUCUGCUGGUCGCUGUCCUCCUGUACGGAUUCUGCUUCGGGGCUGUGAAGGUUCCUUGGGAAGCCCAGCAUGUGCCAGUUUUGUUUUCCGUCUUCUGUGGCCUUCUAGUCGCACUUUCGUACCACCUGAGCCGACAGAGUAGCGACCCCACCACCCUCUGGGCCCUGAUCCGGUCCAGGCUUUCCCCCCAGUUGGACAAUCGUAAUCCUGAGGAUCCGCUGUUGGAAAUCCAGGACCCACUGCCAGCGAAGCUCAAGAGCUCAGUGAGAGAGAUCCUCCAUUCAGACCUGGUCAUGUGCCCUGUAAUCGCCAUCAUUACCUUCGCAAUCAGUGCCAGCACGGUCUUCAUUGCACUUCAGCCGGUUCUGAGUUACGUGCUCUAUGCCCUGGCUGGCCUGGUUGGCUUCCUGACACACUACCUCCUUCCGCAGCUCCGUAAGCAGCUCCCGUGGUGCUGCCUGUCCCACCCGAUGCUGAAAUCCAGGGAGUACAGCCAGUUUGAGGUCCGAGAUGCAGCCCAGCUAAUGUGGUUUGAGAAAGUCUAUGCCUGGCUCCAGUGCAUGGAGAAGUACUUCAUCUACCCAGCAGUCAUCCUCAGCGCCCUCACCACCGAUGCCAGUGCAGUCAGCAGCCGUCACAAGCUGGGAAAAUACAGCGACCCGCUCUUUAUAACGGUGGCCGGGAUGAAGCUCCUUCGCUCCUCCUUCUGCUGCCCUUGCCAUCAGUACGUCACCCUGAGCUUCACCGUCCUCUUCUUCCGCUUCGACUACAGCCACUUCUCCGAGACCUUUCUGCUCGACUACUACUUCAUGUCUGUCAUCUGCAGCAAGCUCUGGGACCUGCUGUACAAGUUACGUUUUGUGCUGACCUACAUCGCCCCCUGGCAGAUCACAUGGGGCUCAGCGUUCCAUGCCUUCGCCCAGCCAUUCGCCGUGCCACACUCUGCAAUGCUGUUUGUCCAAGCUGUGCUCUCGGCCUUUGUCUCCACCCCUUUGAACCCACUCCUUGGCAGUGCUGUGUUCAUCACCUCCUACGCCAGGCCGGUGAAGUUUUGGGAACGAGAUUACAACACCAAGCGGGUUGACCACUCGAACACUCGGCUGGCCACGCAACUGGACAGGAACCCAGGAGCGGACGACAAUAAUCUCAACUCUAUCUUCUACGAGCACCUAACGCGCUCGCUGCAGCACAGCCUGUGUGGGGACUUGCUCCUGGGCCGUUGGGGCAACUACGCCAUGGGCGACUGCUUCAUCCUGGCCUCGGACUACCUAAACGCACUGGUUCACCUGAUCGAGAUAGGCAAUGGGAUUGUCACCUUUCAGCUGCGAGGCCUGGAGUUCCGAGGUACCUAUUGCCAGCAGCGGGAGGUGGAGGCCAUUACUGAGGGAGUGGAAGAAGACGAGGGCUGCUGCUGCUGUGAGCCUGGCCACCUGCCCCACAUGCUGUCAUUCAACGCUGCCUUUGGACAGCGCUGGCUAGCCUGGGAGGUCGCAGCCACCAAGUAUGUCCUGGAGGGCUACAGCAUCAGCGACAACAACGCAGCUUCCAUGCUGCAAGUGUUCGACCUCCGCAAGAUCCUCAUCACGUACUAUGUCAAGAGUAUUAUCUAUUACGUGAUCCGCUCUCCGAAGUUGGAGGAAUGGGUGAACAAUGAUGCGAUCCAGGAGGUGCUCCAUCCGUGCUCCAGCCCCAGCUAUGCUGACAGCGAUCCCACCUUCAACCACAACAUUGAUGACGACUACGACCACCGCAUGCAAGGCAUCUCCCUGGCCUCCUUCUGCAACGUCUACCUUGACUGGAUCCAGUACUGUGCCAGUCGGCGGGACAAGUCUGUGGAGAGUGACAGGACCUCUCACCUGGUGACCUUGUGUUUCGGACUCUGCAUCCUUGGCCGGAGAGCCCUGGGGACAGCUUCCCACAGCAUGUCAGCCAGCAGUCUGGAGCCAUUCCUGUAUGGGCUGCACGCCCUGUUUAAAGGUGAUUUCCGGAUCACCUGCCCCCGGGACGAGUGGGUCUUUGUCGACAUGGAGUUACUGCAGAAAGUAGUGGCUCCCGGGGUCCGGAUGUCUCUGAAGCUGCAUCAGGAUCACUUCACAUCCCCCGAUGAGUACGAUGACCCUGCCGUGCUCUUCGAUGCCAUCACCAACAAUGACGAGAAGAUGGUGAUCUCCCAUGAGGGUGACCCAGCCUGGCGUAAUGCUAUACUUACCAACACCCAGUCACUGCUGGCGCUGCGCCAUGUGAUGGACGACGGCAGCGAUGAGUACAAGAUCAUCAUGCUCAACAAGCGAUACCUGAGUUUCCGUGUCAUUAAGGUGAACCGGGAGUGCGUGCGCGGCCUGUGGUCAGGGCAACAACAGGAGCUGGUGUUCCUGCGCAACCGGAACCCAGAGCGUGGCAGCAUCCAGAACGCCAAGCAGGCCCUGCGCAACAUGAUCAACUCAUCGUGCGACCAGCCCAUCGGCUACCCCAUCUACGUCUCACCGUUGACCACCUCGUACGCAGGCCAGCACACUCAGCUCCGCAGCAUCUGGGGAGAGCCGGUCAGCCUGAGGAACAUCUCCAGCUGGUUCAUCUCCAGCUGGGAGAGGCUGCAGAAGGGAUGUGGUGCAGGCUGCAACAGCGGGGGCAACAUCGAGGACUCCGACUGCGGAGGGGGCUCUUCAUCCAUCAGCAACAACCCGACAGUACACGUGAUCCACAGCAGCACAUCACAGAGUGGAGUUGGAGCUGUCAACCCUCAGGGGCCUGUUGCCACAAGCCAGCCUCAGUCAGGAAGUGAUGCAAGCUCUCAGCCUGGACUGGCCUGGUCUACUCGGCCGCAGCCACUGCAGCUUUCGCUCUUAACCCAGUCGGAGCCUCGGCGGGAGAACAGCCAUUCCUUGCAAAGGACUUCCUCCAUCCAGGGGCUCCUCAGUCAGAGGCUGUCCUCCAGCCAGCUCUCGUUCAACAGCUCGCUGGUGUCCACCACGUCUCAGGCAGACCGCUUCCCAACGGGCACCCAGCUGGAUGGAUCCGGGCCGGUCCGGGUCCUCCACCGCGCCGGCUUGACCUCCUCCGUCAACUUCACCUACGAGGGGCCUCACGGCAAGUGGAGCUUGCCGGGCCGGAGAGGGGUCAACGGAUUGCCAGGCGCCGACUGGGACACCGGUUCUGGGACCCAGUCCAACGGCAGUGCCGUGGGGACGCCAGCCAAAGGAAGCCUGCCACGAUCCCAGGUGCCUUGUCAUCCACCAUGCGACCUCAGUCAAGUCCCUGAAGGGGAUGCCUUUUCGCUGAGAUUGGAACAGGUGCCCGUGGAUGCCAUCCCACUGUCAAGAGGAGGGGGCCAUGAAUCGAAGGAAUGGGAGCCAAAGGAGGAGCCAGAGAACACGGCAGUGCAGUCGCUACUGGACCACCAGUUCUAACUGAGGAAGCACCGUUGAGCUGUGGUAGACCCUCUGGUUUAUGUGCUCUCCCUCUCUCUCUCUCUCGCUUUCUCUCUGUCCAUCUCUCAAAUCUUCCUGUGUGUGGCACUUUCGAGCAGUCUUUAAAGAUGACAUGGUGCUUAGGAGGGUGGCUGGGGAACAGGUUGAGGAGUGUCUUACUGAUGGCUAACGAGGCGGCCAGCUCUAGCUCAAGGGAUGACGCUCACAUCCAGACAGCCAAGUUCUGGAAGAGUCCUGAAGAGUUUGGCCAGCUCAAGGUGUACCCUACAUCUCUUGCAAUCCAACCACUGAGUGGAUCGAAUGGCCUCGUGCCCAAGAUGUGUUGAGCCCAGCAAGGUUCGAGGUGGAACAGCCUGAGUUAGGUCAAGGUGGGCAUUCUAUGUUUCCUUCCUUUAUUUCACCUUUUUUAUUAAAGAAGAGACCUUUUAAACUGUCCCUCCCUCCCUCCCUCCCUGGGAUUGUCAGUCAGUUAGCACACUCACAGCAGGCCAUGGGUCCCAUACAGCUGGGCUGCGGUGUGUGGCAAUGUGGGGCAGUAGCUGUUUUAAUGCCAGCUGUGACGGUCUAACUCGCUCUCUGGUGGUCUCCUGCACUAUCUUCUUCCACCUGAAGGCUGACAGAACCUCCUCGAAGCUAUAACACCGUGUGAGGUGACCGGCUGCAAGUCUCUGGGACAGUUCUUACCAACCCUUCAGACUAAGCACAAUUCUAUAGACACUAGCUCUCUUACUAUUGCGAAUCCACUUGGACCAGAAGCUUUGUAGAAAACUUGCAGGAGACCUUUAUCCCUCAGACAGUGUGGAACUGGAGUCGAGGAUUGGUCAUUCUUUGUGCCACAGAUUAAAAUCUAACCAGGUCCCUUCAUGUUUCCUUUCUCUCUCUAGCAGCUUGUUGGCAUGGCCAAGGUGGCUGGCCUUUAAUGUUAGCGGAUGUGUCACCAUAUUGGUGCGUCCUGGUGGGGGGGUGGUCUGAGCUCCAUGCAAAGGAGAGGCCAGAGUCCGCCCCAUUUCUGGGGAGGGGAAAACGGUUAGUCCAUGACCGAUUGAAAGCUCCUUGUCAAUGAUUCUGGUUUGUUGGCACUGUGGAGGGUCAAACCCAGAGGUGGGGAAUGGAGGUGUGGUCCCAGGGUUUUGGCCCCUAUCUCUCAUGCUGCGUGGGUGAAUGUCUCCUGUGGUUAGUGAUCUCUUGGAGUAGCAAGCACACUGUUGCUGAGUUUAUAAGGGUCUGCCAGGCACUCUGUUGGCUUCUUACUUUGGUGCCAGUUUUGUUAGUGUGAGUGAAUGAUAUAUGCCUGUGCCCUCGCACAUCACAAUUGUGCCCAUGACUACCCCUGCCUGUAACUGUAGCCUAGGUGAGGAGAGCAAGGGCACUGAAUCCAAGUCCCUCCAGAUGAUCAAGAGUAGACCAGACUUCUCAAAUAUUUACCCAUUUUGAAUCUUAAAAAAUUGUCCUGACCCCUUCCAGAAAACUAAGAAGCCUGGGGGAUGGGAGUGGGGGCAGGCGGCCGGGGGAGUGGAGCAGGUGACCUGUGG